Lymnaea stagnalis (great pond snail) is the source of this 180-nucleotide messenger RNA. The record is from the annotation of a GenBank genome assembly. Lineage: Eukaryota; Metazoa; Mollusca; Gastropoda; Lymnaeidae.
UGCAGGUCACUGGGAGUUGGUACAUUUGCUGAUCCAAGAUCUUGCGACCACUUCAUCAUCUGUAUGGGUGGAACCUGGAUGAACUUCCCUCCCCACGUGAUGUCAUGCCCGGCAGGGACAAGGUUUGACCGCAAUCUUAAGAUAUGCAAUUACGCAUCCAGGGUACCCUGUGACCACUGA